AUGGGAAAGACUCCUCAGAUGGGGAUGGGUGGCCUGGCCAUUUUGGUGGUGUUGUUUAUGGGUUCAGUCAUGCCGCAGUUGUCGAGUGGGUUCGAGAAGGGCACCAUCAGGCAGCUGGUGACCAAGUACAACGUGACGAGCGUUUUGGUGUUCGGAGACUCCAGCGUCGACCCCGGCAACAACAACCGGCUGCCCACUCCGAUGAAGGGCAACUUCCCGCCUUAUGGCAAGGAUUUCUUCCAAGCCCGCCCCACCGGCCGCUUCUCCAACGGCAGGCUCGCCACCGACUUUAUAGCUGAGGCAUUGGGAUUCACGAAGAUAAUCCCAGCAUUCUUGGACCCAAAUCUGAAACCGAAAGAUUUACUACACGGAGUUAGCUUCGCAUCUGCUGCUUCCGGGUACGAUGAACUCACCGCCAAUUUCUCGAAUGUGCUGUCGAUUCCUAGGCAGCUGCAGUACUUGAAGCACUACAAGCUCCAGCUGAGGCGGGUGGUGGGCGUGAAGAAUGCGGAAUGGGCGGUGAAGAAUGCGGUGUUUGUGCUGAGCAUGGGAACCAACGACUUCCUCCAGAACUACUACUUGGAGCCAGAAAGGGCCAAGCAAUUCACCGUCGAACAGUACCAGGACUUCCUUUCCACCCAAAUGCUCCACAGCAUCAAGGAAAUGCACAGGCUGGGAGCAAGGAGAUUGGUGGUGGUGGGUGUCCCGCCGCUGGGAUGCAUGCCGCUGGUGAAGACACUGAGGGGCGGUGAGGAGCAGAACAAGUGUGUGGAGGCCAUAAACCAGGUGGCUUCCUCCUUCAACUCCAAGAUCAAGGCCAACUUGGCCCUUCUCCACCGCACCCUCGGGAUCAAGGACGCCUACGUCGACUGCUACGCCGUCCUCCAGAACGCCCUCUCCACCCCACAGACUUACGGUUUGGCGGAGACGGCCAAGGGCUGCUGCGGGACCGGAACCAUAGAGUACGGUGACACGUGCAAAGGGUUGAGCACGUGCGAGGAUGCGUCCAAGUACGCUUUCUGGGAUGCGGUACACCCGACGCAGAAGAUGUAUCAGAUUAUCGCCGACGAGGCCAUCAAGUCCUUGUCCGAGGCACUCAUCCGAUGA
This is a messenger RNA of Linum trigynum, 1107 nucleotides long. NCBI's taxonomy places the organism in Eukaryota, Viridiplantae, Streptophyta, Magnoliopsida, Malpighiales, Linaceae. The record is from the annotation of a GenBank genome assembly.